This is a messenger RNA of Cavia porcellus (domestic guinea pig), 2798 nucleotides long. RefSeq names its product LBH regulator of WNT signaling pathway (gene Lbh). The record is from RefSeq and is a predicted model, not a curated record. The transcript is spliced from 3 exons. Gene Ontology annotation, cellular component: nucleus. The coding region runs from base 195 to 512 and encodes 105 amino acids. NCBI's taxonomy places the organism in Eukaryota, Metazoa, Chordata, Mammalia, Rodentia, Caviidae. Gene Ontology annotation, biological process: positive regulation of DNA-templated transcription.
GGCUCUUUGUGGGACCGCGAGCUCCGGAGAGUGGGGCGCGCCGUCUGCAAACCGACGCUUCUGGCCGCGGGGCCGUCUCGGGAAGGCGGACCCGCGACGCCUGUACCCACGCUCCGCGCCCGUGUCAUCUUCACUCGGGACGCAGUGACCGUUUCUAAAUCACAAGGGCGUGGGUCAGCCUCCCCUAGGACUUCAUGUCUGUAUAUUUCUCCAUUCACUGCCCUGACUAUCUGCGAUCAGCCAAGAUGACUGAGGUGAUGAUGAAUACCCCAUCCAUGGAGGAGAUUGGCCUCAACCCCCGGAAAGACGGCCUUUCCUAUCAGAUCUUCCCUGACCCGUCAGACUUCGACCGCUGUUGCAAGCUGAAGGAUCGCCUCCCCUCCAUAGUGGUGGAACCCACAGAGGGGGAAGUGGAAAGCGGGGAGCUCCGGUGGCCUCCGGAGGAGUUCUUGGUGCAGGAGGAUGAACAGGACAACUGCGAAGAGACGGGGAAAGAAGGCAAGGAGCAGUAGAGCCCUGCGGGCGUUCCGAGGUCAUGCCAGCCAGCAUCUGGACCUGAACUGUGUUUUUCCCAUCAUGAUGGAAGAGGAGAGUGAGCCGCGAUCAUUCUGAAAAUGUCAAACGAGGCUUCCGUUCUGCACCUGCAAAUCACCCGAGUUGGUUUUCUUUUCUUUUCUCGUCUCUUUUGAAACGUGUUGAGCAGUGGAGCUCUCUGACAACUUGCAGAAUCUUCUGAGAAAGGAAGCUGCUGAGAGCCGGGGUGGGGGUAUGGGAAAGGCACUAGGGCAGAGAUCAGUAUCUGGGCUCCAGCAGCCAGAGGCGGGGGGCGGUCUGGUGGGCUGAGGGGGAUGGGCAGACAAGCAAGGAACUUUGGGGGCAGGAAGGAAAAAAACCUUAUGUGUUAAGAAAACAUUGAGCAGAAACCUGCAGCCAGCCAGGAAGUGUUCAGCACACAUUCUCUGGUUGCCAGAGCUUCAGAAACCAAUGCUUCAUCUCGUGCCUCAUCUCUGUCUCACCCAUCGCCAGCUUUUGCUUUUAUUUCGGGUGUGUUGGUCUAAGACAGAGAGGAAGGGACAGGGAAGCAGGAGAAACUGGAUGCUUGCAAAACUGGCUAGAGGGAUAUUCAAGAAAGGAAAGGAAAGGUCACCCUGUCCUUCCUACAGAUGCUGCCCCCAACAAGGGCAGGCUCAAGGGAACCCCAAAGACCUGAGGGUUUUAAGAAACAGUGCUUUUACACCCUUCUUCCAUUUGCCUCCAGCACUUUGUGAGUGACAGGGCACUUCCCGCCCUUGUUGGUUGAUGCUUGGGCAUGAAGGUUCCCUUUCUCUGACCCCCUCCCAGACUUGUUCUUAAGAGUCCCACAGAGCAGGGGUGUAUAGGGGUAGCUCCCCCGGGGAUGCCCUCCUGCAGUGGUCACCACUGCAGCCAGCCAGACAGGUCCACAGCCUGCUGUAGACCACAGCCCACCUGACCGGCAGUGGUGCCCCCGCCCUUUUGGUUCUUGGCUUGACUUUCCGGUGGGAGCUGAGAGAGAGCGUGCUUCUUGGUGGGGAGGUGCAUUCGCAUGCAGGUCCCUCAGGCUGGCACAGCCCAGGGUGAUGGAGCAGGUGUGAAGGGAUCCCCGCUUUUCCCUAUCUUGUCCCCAGAUGUGGGUGGGAGAAAGUGUGGGGAGGGAGCACUCUGGCCCACAACCCACCCCACCUUCCAGUUGUUUCUAACAUGGACAGCGGUUGCCUGCAAAAGUCAGCCUCUGGACUCUGCUUCAGUCAUGGCCCAGUCACAGCGACCUUCUGGAGCAGCAGGCUGCAUCUCUCUUUCAGAGCAGGACUGUGUGGCCAAGCAGUGGAAUUACAGCCUUCUUCGGGCCACACUCACCCAAGCAAGGCACAGUGCCCCUUGGGUCUCCAGUUAGCAUUGACCCUGGCCUUGGACUUGUGUGUCUAGUGGCGUUUAAUACCUCAAGGUCGGGUGGCUGUGGGGCGCGUCAGGGCAGGGGGGUGGGGAUGCGCUGCUGACCUGGAGACUUGGUCCUGGCUCCUGAGUCACCGCUGCCCCUGCUGCUCCCUCUGUCCUCUGCCUGUGUCACACACACCAAUGGCAAUAACUUCUUCUGGCUCCUCCUCCCAGGAGCGGGAGGGCCUGCAUUCUGUGCCUCGCAGGCCCCUCUCUUCCUCCUCCUCCUCCUCCUCCUCCUCCUUCUGUUCUGGCUGCAGAGGUCAGUUCACCCUGACGCCCCCUUCUCCCCAGCGUUUCUCAUCCCUGGCUUCCCUUCGUGGAUGUGGGUCUUGCCUCUUAAAUUCCUGUGCUUUGAUGUCUUCCUCCUACCCGCUACCCUGGAUCAUCUGUUGCAGUCUUGACAUGUGAUGGGAAUGUGCUUGUAAACCAUGUAUCAAGUCGAUUCUGUGUAUAUGUGUGUUCAUGGGGUUGGUUUAUUCCUUUUGCUGGUCACUAGACCACCGUGUACGACCAUCCAUGGUCUGAGCAGGCCGGGGGCUGACCGCUCAAGUCAGGCCCCUCCGCAGUUGAGGCUGUUGAGGGGACCCAGCUGCUCUCGGACAGUGGCUGAGCUCCUGUCUGGCCUCCUCUUUUUUUUUUUUUUUAAAGUAAUUUGUGUGUAUUUCUAACUAAUCGUAUUGAAAAAAAAAAUCCUAGUAUUUCAGUAAAAUGCCUGUUGUGAGAUGAACCUCUGUAACUCCUAUCUGUUCUUUUUUGAGGCUCAGGGAGAAACUAGCAUUUUUUUUUCCAAACUACUUUUUGUCACUGUGACAGUUGUAAAUAAAGUUUGAAAAUGCUUUCCA